AUGUCUGGUAUAAGAAGGCCGUGGUCCGAUAAGACGCCUCUACUGGGUACACUCAAAGAACAACAACGCACCUCCCCUGCUUCUUCUUCUCCUUUCUUCGUCGAAAUGUCAAGCACCGCCACCGCCACCGCCACCGCAGCCCCUCGCCGGUCCAUCUACCUUGGCGUAGACGUCGGCACCGGCAGCGCCCGCGCUGGCCUGUUUGAUGAGAGCGGGAAACUUCUGGGUUCUGCUAGUAGCCCUAUUCAAAUAUGGAAAGAAGGUGACUGUAUUGAGCAAUCUUCCACAGAUAUUUGGCAUGCCAUAUGUGCCGCUGUGAAAUCUGCGUGCUCCCUUGCAAAUGUUUCAGGGGAUGAAGUGACUGGGAUGGGAUUCGCCGCUACUUGUUCUCUUGUUGCUGUGGAUGCUGACGGAAAUCCCGUUACAGUUUCUUGGAGUGGUGAUUCAAGACGGAAUGUUAUAGUAUGGAUGGAUCAUAGAGCUGUUAAACAAGCUGAAAAGAUCAAUUCUUCUAACUCACCAGUAUUGCAAUAUUGUGGGGGAGCUCUUUUCCCUGAAAUGGAGCCGCCAAAGCUUUUGUGGGUGAAAGAAAAUUUGCCAGAAUCUUGGUCGAUGGUGUUUAGAUGGAUGGACUUGAGUGACUGGCUGUCAUACAGAGCAACCGGAGAUGAUACUCGAAGUCUGUGCACAACAGUUUGCAAAUGGACAUAUCUUGGCCAUGCACACAUGCAGGAGAUGAACAAGAAAGAUUCCCGCAAUAUGGAAACUUGCGGAUGGGAUGAUGAUUUUUGGGAAGAGAUUGGCUUAGGUGAUCUUGUUGAUGGGCAUCAUGCUAAAAUUGGUAUGCUUCUAGGAGAACUGGGUCUUGUGGCUGGAACUCCCGUGGGGACUUCACUGAUAGAUGCUCAUGCUGGUGGUGUGGGGAUAAUGGAAAGUGUCCCUGAGUUAGGUUCUGAAGCUAAAGAGAAUGAUAAAGAAGCUAUAUGUCAUCGCAUGGCAUUAAUCUGCGGUACUUCUACAUGUCAUAUGGCUGUGUCCCGGAGCAAGCUGUUUAUUCCUGGGGUCUGGGGACCAUUUUGGUCAGCGAUGAUACCUGAGUACUGGCUUACAGAAGGUGGACAGAGUGCUACUGGUGCAUCAUUGGAUUAUAUAAUUGAAAAUCAUGCUGCUUCUCCCCGUCUUGCAAAUCGUGCUGCUUCUUUAAAAAUAUCCGUGUUCGAACUACUCAAUAGUACAAUCAAGACGAUGAUAGACGAACUGAAGUCUCCAUUCCUUGCUGCUUUGACUGAACACAUACAUGUCCUUCCUGAUUUUCAUGGAAAUAGGUCUCCCAUUGCAGAUCCAAAAUCCAAAGGAAUUAUUUUUGGCCUGACACUAGACACGAGUGAGAAACAUUUGGCUCUUUUAUACCUGGCCACAGUACAGGGUAUUGCAUAUGGUACACGUCACAUUGUGGAGCAUUGCAAUGCUCAUGGUCAUAAAAUUGAUACUUUACUUGCAUGUGGAGGUCUCUCGAAGAACUCCCUUUACAUCCAAGAACAUGCAGAUAUCCUUGGUUACCCUAUUGUACUCCCACGAGAGAGCAAAUCUGUACUCUUGGGUGCCGCUAUUCUUGGUGCUGUUGCUUCAAAGAAAUAUCGAAGUCUUACUGAGGCCAUGAAGGCACUGAAUGCAGCUGGUCAGGUCAUUCAUCCAUCAAAAGACCCAAAGGUGAAGAAGUAUCAUGAUGCCAAAUAUCGUAUUUUCCGUGAGCUCUACGAGCAGCAGCUCUCUCAACGUUCAAUCAUGGCUCAAGCUUUGGAGUAG
Dovyalis caffra is the source of this 1806-nucleotide messenger RNA. The record is from the annotation of a GenBank genome assembly. Lineage: Eukaryota; Viridiplantae; Streptophyta; Magnoliopsida; Malpighiales; Salicaceae.